AUGAAUUUAAAAAAAAAGACAUUGAUUUCUGAUUGCAGUGCCAAUUUUAUAACUUCUCUCUCCUUUUUUCUUUCUCAUCUCUCUCUCCUUUUUUCUUUCUCAUCUCUCUCUCCUUUUUUCUUUCUCAUCUCUCUCCUGUUUUCUUUCUCUUCUCUCUCCUGUUUUCUUUCUCUUCUCUCUCCUCUCUUCUUUCUCUUCUCUCUCCUUUUUCUUUCUCUUCUCUCUCCUCUCUUCUUUCUCUUCUCUCUCCUUUUUACUUUCUCUUCUUUCUCCUCUCUUCUCUCUCUUCUCUCUCCUGUUUUCUUUCUCUUCUCUCUCCUCUCUUGUUUCUCUUCUCUCUCCUCUCUUGUUUCUCUUUUCUACCAUCUCUUCUUUCUCUUCUCUCUCCUUUUUACUUUCUCUUCUCUCUCCUCUCUUCGUUCUCUUCUUUCUCCUUUUUUCUUUCUUUUUUAUUUCCUCUCUUCUUUAUUUUCUCUCCUUUUUUUCUUUCUCUUCUCUCUCCUCUCUUCUUUCUCUUCUCUCUCCUCUCUUCUUUCUCUUCUCUCCUCUCUCUUCUUUCUCUUCUCUCUCCUUUUUUUCUCUUCUCUCUCCUCUCUUCUUUCUCUUCUCUCUCCUCUCUUCUUUCUCUUCUCUCCCCUCUCUUCUUUCUCUUCUCUCUCCUUUUUUUCUCUUCUCUCUCCUCUCUUCUUUCUCUUCUCUCUCCUCUCUUCUUUCUCUUCUCUCUCCUUUUUUCUUUCUCUUCUCUCUCCUCUUUUCUUUCUCUUCUCUCCCCUCUUUUCUUUCUCUUCUCUCUCUUUUUUACUUUCUCUUCUCUCUCCUCUCUUCGUUCUCUUCUCCCUCCUUUUUUCUUUCUCUUCUUUCUUUUUUUCUUCUCUCCUUUCCCUUUUUCUUCUCUCUCCUCUUUUCUUUCUUUUUCUCUCUUCUUUCUCUUUUUUCUUUCUUUCUCUUUUCACUUCUUUUCUUUCUCUCUCUCUUCUUUCUUGCAAAUUGUGUAACUUUUCCUUUCUCUUUUCUUCUUCCUCUCUUUUCUUUCAUUCACUCUCUUCUGUCUCUCUCUUCUUUCUCUCUCUCUGUCUAUUCUUUCUUCAUCUCUUUUCUCUCUGUUUUCUUCUUCUCUCUUUUAUCUCCUUUCUCUUUUCUCUCUUUCUUUUUCCCCCUUUCUCUUUUCUCUAUCGCUCUCUUUUUUACUAUCAAAAGAAGAACUCGAAUACGGAUAUGGAAUAA
Molecule: messenger RNA, 1224 nt
Organism: Acanthosepion pharaonis
Lineage: Eukaryota; Metazoa; Mollusca; Cephalopoda; Sepiida; Sepiidae
Source: the annotation of a GenBank genome assembly